AUGAUCCUCUAUUUGGUGCGCUUACCCAUAGACUCACUCAUUGGCGGCCGCAAUCUUCUCGCGCAGCUCGCCAACAACCCUCUCCUCGUACUCCUUGUACACCUUCUCCAGCUCAAGCUCGUUGAAAAGGGCCUGAACCUUGGCCUCAGCAGCGCCCUUGCGGCCGUAGGAAGCAUCCAGGAGCUGGCGCUGCUCGGGAGUGCAACGCUGGAUGGCCUGGUUGACGAGCUAAGAGCACUUGUUGUCCUGAAUAUCGUUCCCGAUCUUGCCAAUGACAGAUGGGUCACCGAAGUUGUCGAGUAG
Messenger RNA from Penicillium samsonianum, 303 nucleotides. RefSeq lists its product as uncharacterized. The record is from RefSeq and is a predicted model, not a curated record. Bases 1 to 303 code for a protein of 100 amino acids. The transcript is spliced from 2 exons. NCBI's taxonomy places the organism in Eukaryota, Fungi, Ascomycota, Eurotiomycetes, Eurotiales, Aspergillaceae.